Molecule: messenger RNA, 387 nt
Organism: Lactuca saligna
Lineage: Eukaryota; Viridiplantae; Streptophyta; Magnoliopsida; Asterales; Asteraceae
Source: the annotation of a GenBank genome assembly
AUGGAAAAAGUCCAAACCAUAAAUUUUUUUCAAUGGUUGGAUGAGGAUGAAGGGGAGAAAGAUGGAAGAAGGGAUUAUAGGAUGAAACCAGAAGAAAGUUGCAAUCUUACCUUGAAAAUUUGUACCUUGGAGAAUAAAAUCAGCAUAUGCAAGAUGAAGAUCGAACAACAGAAGAACAACCAUAAACAAGAACUGGGCAAAGUCAAUUGGAAAUUGUCUACUCAUAGACUUGCAUUGAUUGUGAUGUUUCUCUUGCUACAUUGGAUCAUUGCCAUGGAAUUGUACAAACAUUGUAAUGGAAUUGUGAUUACACUUGCUAUUAUAAAAGAUGGUAAUAAACAUUCUAUUGGAAUUGAAUCAUUGCAAUGGAGUUGCACAACAUUGUAA